AUGGCGAGCGAUAACCCCUCGCACCCCGCAAGCACCGAAACAAAGGACGCACAUCCUGCGCCUACAGAAGCGAAGCCUGAAGUCGAGUACGAUGAUUUUGGACUGCCGGUCAGGAAACGCAGACCGAGGACGCCUGUGGACGACAGCGACGACGACGACGACGACGACUUCAAGGAUGCGGUAGCAGACGGGUCAAAGGCCGCGGGCGAGGUGGAUACAUUGGCGAAAGCUGAGAAGCAAGCCGAGGCAGAGAGGGCGGUCGAGAGCAUAGUCGAGCAUGUGAGGGAGAGGGAGGCAGGUGGAGGCGACAAUGCGCAGGCAAGUGUCAAUGGGCAGAUCAAGGUGGAUGCCGCGGAUGCGCAGGCUAGUGUCAGUGGGCAGAUCGAGGUGGAGGCCGUGGAAAUUGGACGGGAAGACAACGACAAGGCAUUGGAGGGUUCGAAGGACAAUCUGUCAAACGAGAACUUGUCCAAGCUUGCUGCAACAACCAAUACAAAAGCGGGCAUCCCGGAAGCCAACACAAACCCCGAGCCUUCAGAGAAGCUCAACAGCCAGAUCUUGGACGACAAGAAAGACUCUCAGUCAACCGCACCAGAUGGCCGUAAAAGCCUCAACCCGUCCGCCGCGCACCACCAGAAACAGACAUCUAUAUCCGAGUAUUCCCACCAACACACCGUCACGCAACUCAACGCAAAGGAAGAGAAGGACGACGACGAUGAUGGCGGCUGGCAGACUAUGCCUGCGUAUGCGCAAUAUGACAUCUACGACGACGACAACCGCCUGAUCGCAAAAGAAAACCCUGAAGAGCUAGCAGACAUGCAUGGCUACGCUGAUGUCGGAGGUGCUGCAAAGGGGUACACGAGGGUCAUUCUCGAUGACGAUGCAGACUCGCAAACGAGCAUGGACGACAACACUGCAUAUCUCUUCAAGGAGAAGACGACAGCACUACACGACGACGACGAAGCCGUACGCGACCCGCUCAUGCAGAUGCAGGCUACCAAGAACCUUCUUACUGAAGGACAGCGUGUAGCGUACGUCGGCUUAGUGCGACUGGCGAUGAUCGAGAUGGAGCGGAAAUUCGACAGAGUCAUCGCGAAGAAGAACCGGCAAGUCAAGAAGGCACUCGACAUGCACACCGAGACAACGAAAAUGUGGUCCCAGAAGAUGAUGCUUAGGUUGUACGGGCACAUGGAUAUCAACACCUCAGAGCAGGUCAUGAUUGAGCAGCUGACGGACCACGGCGUGAUACCUGCUGAUCUGACGCCGGCGCUGAUGCAGAACGCUCGAGUGAAGAACCCUGCUGCAGAAGUUCCCAAAGAUCUGAAGGAGGAGAAAGAAGAUUCGGACACUGCACGCCCAUCUGUGUCGUCACCGCGGCCAGAAGAUCAGGGUGAGAAGUCAAGGUCCGCUUCGUCAUUAAGCCUAAGCGGCUCCCUGGCAUCCCCGCCGCCCCCGCCGUAUGAAGCGCACGAAGACGAAGGCGAGUUCGAAUACCCCGAAGUCAAAACACCUUCGCAGCUUCCUGAAAGCAAGAAUCUCGAUAUCGAUCUUCGGUGGACCGUACUAUGUGAUCUAUUUCUCCUCCUCGUCGCAGAUUCAAUCUACGAUUCGCGGUCAAGAGAGUUGUUCGAAGUCGUUGGAAAACACCUCAGCGUGGAUUGGCUCGAAAUCUGCCGGUUCGAGAAGCGCGUAACAGACGCCCUAGAAAUGCAAGAGGAAGCCAACAAGGAGAAUUGGAAUGAAGACGAGCACAUGGAGUCACGACGAAAGAAAGCACUGCGCAAGCGACUGGCAUUUAUGGGCCUUGCUACCGUCGGCGGAGGUCUAGUCAUUGGCCUGUCAGCCGGUCUCCUCGCCCCUGUUAUCGGAGCUGGUUUGGCUGCGGGCUUCACAACUAUCGGUGUAGCCGGGACGAGCAGCUUCCUUGCUGGUGCUGGUGGUACGGCAGUAAUUACUAGCAUUGCUGUUACCACCGGUGGCACGGUUGGUGUUCGAGCGGCAAAUAGACGGACUGGUGCCGUAAAGACUUUUGAGUACCGGCCGCUUCACAACAACAAGAGGACACAUCUCAUCAUUACGUUGGCUGGAUGGAUGAGCGGCAAGGCUGAUGACGUCCGUCUGCCGUACAGCACUGUGGAUCCUAUCAUGGGAGACAUAUACUCUGUGCUUUGGGAGCCGGAGAUGCUGAAGAGUAUGGGUGACACCAUCAACAUCCUUGCCACUGAGGCACUUACUCAAGGUCUCCAACAAGUCCUGGGUAGCACGCUCCUCACUGCGCUGAUGUCCGCCAUGACGCUCCCUCUCGCCCUCACAAAACUCUCCUACCUCAUCGACAACCCCUGGUCUGUCUCUCAAGCGCGAGCAGACAUGGCUGGUCUUAUCCUCGCAGACUCAAUCAUCGAUCGAAACCUUGGAACAAGACCCAUUACUCUUGUUGGGUUCUCGCUCGGUGCCAGAGUUAUUUACGCUUGCCUGAGAGAGCUCCAAAGCCGCGGCGCUUUCGGCCUGGUGCAAAAUGUGUACAUGUUUGGCACACCCAUCGUAGCAAACACAGACGAGUACAUCAGGAUCCGAAGCGUAGUGCCUGGACGAUUCGUCAAUGGAUAUGCUACCAAUGACUGGAUCUUAGGCUACCUCUUCCGCGCGACUGGCGGCGGCGCCGCUCGCGUCGCUGGGCUAGCACCCAUUCAAAUCCCGACAAUCGAAAACAUAAACGUAACCGAGUUCGUGCCAGGCCAUAUGGCGUACCGCGCAGCCAUGCCCAAACUGCUCCGCGAAGCAGGGUGGCUUGUUGAAAGCGACGAGUUCACUGAGAUUGAAGAUCCCGACCCAGAGAACCACGAGCAGCGCCAACGCGAACUAAUUGACGAGAUCGAAGAAGCGCGGCGCGAACUUGAGAAGAAGAACGCCGAGAAGGAGAAGAAAGGCGGUAAACUAUCUUGGUGGCGGAAGAAGAAGGGCGACAAGAAGGACUGGGAGGUCUAUAACGAGCAGUCGCAAAAACACACACCCAUUGACAAGAACGCGGAUUCUGCAACCAUUGCAGAGAAUCCCGUCAUGUUCGACAUCGACGCUAUACGCAAGGAAGUCGCCGCCCUCGCAGCCGAGGGUGCCGCAGACAAGCCCUACAACGGCUACGAACCAGACGCGUUUGAAAUCAAGGAGAUUAAGAGCACGCUCCCGCCGAUGAAAAUCGACAUCUCUGCUACUACACCCACAACACCAAGCCCACACAGCGGGCUGCGGCAGACACAGAGUUUCAACGACAGCCUCGGCGUCGUAAGCACCAGCGCAAAAGCGAACAGCGCCGGCGCCCUCACCCCUGGAGUCCGGUUACCGCCGGGCUCGCAGCUAUCCAACGGCACAAGCGGGACCGGGGCGUACGACGAGUACGACGAGUUCGACGACACCGGCACAGACAGCAUGACCAUGACAUUCGACUCGAGUUUCCGCGACCUGCCCAAAUCCGCUCAACACAGCCCCUCCUACCCGACCCCGGAGAGAAGCGCAUGGGACUCUCCACCGCUGAACAGGAGCGGAACAUGGGACUCCCCGCCCACAGCAACAGCGACAGCGACAAGAGCAACGACAACCACCACCACCACCACUACCACCGCGCCAACACAGACAGCAGCACCAACAGUAAGCUGGGACAGCGCCGCAAAUGACGCCCCCGGCCGCCCUCCCCUCCGAUCCGCAAACACCAUGCCCGCACCCAGCGCGAACCCGGGAUACAACGCCUGGGCCGACGAAUUCGACGACGACUUUGGUCAGGAGAAGGAGGUCAAGAUGAGCUUCAUGUGA
Ascochyta rabiei is the source of this 3804-nucleotide messenger RNA. RefSeq lists its product as uncharacterized. The record is from RefSeq and is a predicted model, not a curated record. The coding region runs from base 1 to 3804 and encodes 1267 amino acids. NCBI's taxonomy places the organism in Eukaryota, Fungi, Ascomycota, Dothideomycetes, Pleosporales, Didymellaceae. The transcript is spliced from 3 exons.